Messenger RNA from Dissoconium aciculare CBS 342.82, 381 nucleotides. RefSeq lists its product as uncharacterized. Lineage: Eukaryota; Fungi; Ascomycota; Dothideomycetes; Mycosphaerellales; Dissoconiaceae. The transcript has a single exon. The record is from RefSeq and is a predicted model, not a curated record. Bases 99 to 320 code for a protein of 73 amino acids.
CGUGAUGAUGGCGUUUGACUCAACCCUCCCUCGAAUCUUUGCCUUUGUCCCAUGUUGGGUCGCAUGGCCACAUUUUUCAGGUCUUACGACCAGUGACAAUGAUCCGCUGCAAAAUAUCGCUCCAGGGUUGGCUCGUGGUCUUGCGGGAGGUCAUCUGCUCGUUAUCCGAAGUGGCAGACAAGUUCCACCGGAAAUCAUUGGCUUUUGCGACGAGACUUGCCGGCGGUGUCGUCAGCGGAACUCUUAAGAGCUCUCAUUCCUCACCGGAGGGGCAUCAUCACAUGCGGAGGAGGCUCGACAAGAACGUCCAAAAGAAUUGAGAAAAGAUUAAAUUCAUUGAAGGUCAUAAACAUGUAAUGCCGUCGACAUGCCUGCUUUAAA